Messenger RNA from Meloidogyne enterolobii, 516 nucleotides. The record is from the annotation of a GenBank genome assembly. Lineage: Eukaryota; Metazoa; Nematoda; Chromadorea; Rhabditida; Meloidogynidae.
AUGAAUAUUUUUUGUUGGGUUAUUUCAAUCGGUUAUUCAAUAUAUAUAAUAUUAAUGGCUUUUGCUGAUCCAGCAAUGGCUAUUCAAGGAGCAAUAUUUUUGUCAACAAAAAGUACUGCAAAUUUAACAAUUUAUGUUAGCAUUUUAACUACUUUAAUGGUUAUUUUGACGGCUUUAAGUGAUUGGAAAAUAACAAAAUUAAAUAAAAAAAUAAAACAAAGGAGGUUUAUCAGUCUUAAAAAUAAAUUAGAAAAUUUUUUUUAUUUUAGUAAAAAUAUAUUUUUUGGUUAUAAUUUAAGUAAAAGUUUUCAAUUAAAUGAGAAUAUUCUUGUAAUGCGUUUAAUCCUUCCAAUGGAUAUUGCUUAUGCAACAAUUUAUUUAAUAUAUAAUGCUCUAGUUGUGUUAAUUCGGAUUUAUAAAGAUAAAAUUUCUUCUACAAAUUACGUGUUUUAUUAUAGUACAAUUGAUACGGUAGGGCAAAUUUUAGGGAAAUAUUUAAAAAAUUGUUCUAAAUAG